AUGGAGCGCUGCGCCGUCGCCAACGGUCGCGCUGGUGACGGUUGGGGAAAGCAGCGAUUUCGAGACUAGCUAGGGAAAUUUUAGCCAUCUGCCCCGCCCCCGGAGCCCGAUUCUCCAAAGCCUGGGAUUAAGGGCCUGGAGGCUGGCACCACACCCUGGCCAGGUGUUCAUAACAGGACCAGGUGCGCAGCUGCCCCGCCCUGGUCCCUGGGAGCCCGAAUAAUGGCUGAGAAUCCCAGGAACAGGCCGCGGCAGUGGCCUAAACAAUACCCUUAGGGCGCCCGUACUAGCAGGUGUUUUUCCCCCUCCUCCUUAGGGACUGUCGCUGGAGGCAUGGGGCGGGGUGGGCGACAGGUGCUGACACACCCGCAUGGGGAGACAGAGGCUCUGCAUUGGCCUACUGCGCCGUUCAAGGUGCGCGGUGCCCUCCGGGACGCAAGGGGCGCUGUGGCUACUUUGAGACAGACAACUCUGUCCCUACGACCGGGUCGUUAAGCGCCGUUGCAGCCAUGGCUACUGCUCUAGGAUUUCGCUGCCUUUUCCGAACGCGACCUGCGCCGCUCUGUCGGCACGUCGACCGGCUGUGGAGGAACCCGCGUCGGGGACACCGGCUUUCUCCGGCGGACGAUGAGUUAUACCAGCGGACUCGCAUCUCACUGCUGCAAAGCGAGUUCCCUCAGGCCGUGUACAUCGACAGCUACAGUAGCAGAGGCUUCACUAUCUGCGGAAAUCGCGUGUUUGGCCCUUGCGUGCUGCUCCCACAGACGGUGGUCCAGUGGAACGUGGGAUCUCAUCAGGAUAUCACUGAAGAGAGCUUCUCCCUUUUCUGGAUGCUGGAACCUAGGAUAGAGAUUGUUGUGGUGGGCACUGGAAACAAGACUGAGCGGCUGCACCCUCAAGUACUACAGGCCAUGAGGCAGCGGGGAAUUGCUGUGGAGGUCCAGGACACGCCCAAUGCCUGUGCCACUUUCAACUUCCUGUGCCACGAAGGUCGAGUGACAGGAGCUGCCCUCAUUCCCCCUCCUGGAGAGACUGCACUGGCUUCUUUGGGUCAAGCCUCAGAAUGACACAUCAGGAACCAUCAAGGAGGGCACUGCAUGCUCUCAACGCUUUCUCCACACUUGUCAUGCUCACCCAGGAUAAUAAUUUAUACUCCUCUUACAUAUUUUUGUUGCUCAGUUUGGCUGCUGACGGGAAGGGGGACGGGAAUGACUAAGGGUUGUUUUCACCCAGACAAUGUAGGAUAUUCCCUGGUCCCUUAAAGGCUAGGAGGCAGAUUUGAGGAGACCCCAAUAGCUUUCCCAACUUCUUUAGAAGUAGAACUACAGGUCCAUGAAGUCCACAGGGCAUGGCCCAAGGCUCUGUCACAAAUGAGACUAUGCUAUGAACAUGUGUGAUGGUGGGGACCACAAAAACUGCAAGUGCCCAUUGAACUCAAA
Molecule: messenger RNA, 1439 nt
Organism: Mus musculus (house mouse)
Lineage: Eukaryota; Metazoa; Chordata; Mammalia; Rodentia; Muridae
Gene: Ndufaf3
Product: NADH:ubiquinone oxidoreductase complex assembly factor 3
Exons: 5
Coding region: 510-1067 (185 amino acids)
Biological process (GO): mitochondrial respiratory chain complex I assembly
Cellular component (GO): mitochondrial inner membrane; nucleus
Source: RefSeq, marked validated